This is a messenger RNA of Peronospora belbahrii, 1005 nucleotides long. The record is from the annotation of a GenBank genome assembly. Lineage: Eukaryota; Oomycota; Peronosporomycetes; Peronosporales; Peronosporaceae.
AUGGCUACAGUGGACCAUAAUGACACCGUAUCAUCUUUGGACCAGGAUGUUGUCGUCAGGAAUGAAAGCGAGUCAAGAUUCAUGCAACUAAUCAAUGAGAAGGAAAUGGAAGAAGAAGUGGAGAUCGAGGAAGUCGUUGACGAUGAAUCCGUGCAUAUUAUUGGAAGACUUUACCUCGGAUCCAUUGAUGCAGCAAGGAAUCUGACGGGGAUUGAAACGAUUACUCAUCAAUCAGUUAGAUUUAAUGUGGAAGAAUAUACGAAGCAGCAGAUGACGAGAACAAUUAUCGAGCUUGAGGAUUCGAAGGAUGGUGAUUUGUUGCGGAGAAUACCUGGAAUAUUGGCUACACUUGAAACGAUCAUAGUAAAAGCAGAGCGGGAUGAGACGAAUGUGCUCGUGCAUUGCAUCGCUGGAAGAUCGCGCUCUGUUUCAGUCGUAGCAGCAUAUAUGCUUGUCAGUGCACCAAAGCAGAAGAGUGUACAAGAUGUGGUCGAUCAGAUCAGAAUCAUUCGUCCUUGGGUUGAGAUCAAUGCUCAUUUCAUGCAGGAUUUACACCUCUUUCAUGCCGUACUCGGGUCAACAAACGAAGCAAAGCUGAGUGCUGAAAAAGCUGCUUUGCUAACAGCUCGAUCAUUCCCACGACUCGACUUUAGUGCGAACCUCGUGGAUAAAAUUCUUCAAGGCACAAAAACGAUCACAAUGCGUCUCUUAUCUGACAUAGACGAUGACCAUGAUUCGGAUUUGAGAGAUAUCUUUCCAUACGCUGUGGUUACAGCAACAACAUCGAGUACAUGCACCGACAUGUUGCAAACAAGAAGGCAAUUCGCCUAUUUGCGGAUCGAUCAGAUCGAAAUUCGCGAGUUGAGUGCCAUGGAUCAAACGAUACUUCACAAAUCUAGUUUCGACUCAAGUGAAGAACUUUUGGCUGUUCUAAAGCAGUUUUACCCACACGUGACGUCUGCAUCUCUACUGCUUGUGAUGCAUUUUCACACUUUGUACCCAUAA